Rhopilema esculentum is the source of this 5199-nucleotide messenger RNA. RefSeq lists its product as uncharacterized. Gene Ontology annotation, molecular function: mRNA binding. NCBI's taxonomy places the organism in Eukaryota, Metazoa, Cnidaria, Scyphozoa, Rhizostomeae, Rhizostomatidae. Gene Ontology annotation, biological process: negative regulation of translation. Gene Ontology annotation, cellular component: cytoplasm; nucleus. The record is from RefSeq and is a predicted model, not a curated record.
ACAACAUUUGGAAAUGAAGAAUGCCAACACACGCUUGUAAAAGUAGUAGAGGAAGGGUAAAUGGCUGACAGGAGAUGAGUGCGUCGUGAAGUUCGUGUUUUGUUGUCUGGUGUUAGUUUUUUGUCGUCCAGUUUGUAGCUUUAUGUCUGCAAUGCCAGAAGCCACAAGUGUCGUUAAUAUUUUGGUUCAAAACUCGCCCGAAGAUGUUACGUUAAAAGUUUCUCAGCCAGAAGGUAAAGAAAUAGACAAGAACAAAGAUAAAGAAAAUUCUCAAGAAACAGAUGAAAAAAUCACAUCUGAAGAAGAUGGCAAAGCAACAAAGCCAAGAAUCAUGUAUUCAAAGGAAGAUCUCUUGGAACUGAGAUCUGCACCUGCCUCUCUACAACGACCAGAAUGCUUAACAGAAGAGUUUUUCCACGAUGGUGUCUGGGACAUACAGGCAUGGCACAAGUCUUCGUCAUCGAGGUGUGCCUCACCAGCUGUGGAUGGAAAGUGUGUUACCUUUGACACUGGCAAGAAGAUUGAGUUGCUUGAUAACAUAAUAGAGCUUGCACCCCAAAGGAGAAGCUUUUUCCAAGGAUGCUAUGUCCCAUCUGCAUCAGAAUCAGAGAAGGAGAAGGACGGCCCAUCGAAGAGGCUAGGGGGCCGGGUAGGUCUGGGUAGUGACAGCAAGGCAUCAUUUAAUGAAGGAAAAGACCGACUCACUGCAAGAGCAAGCCUUAGAAGACGCACUAUAGAGAAAGCUACCUCCAAGGAUAAUAAGUCUGAAUUAGAACAUAAGCCUAAGUCAAAAGGAAAUCACGAGGCAAAGAACGAUGAUGAUGAUAGACGAGAUCAGAGAAACUGGAUUGAAGAUAAAAGAGAGGGUAAAAGCAGAAGUAGGAGUUUUAAAGAGAACAGAGAGGAUAACAAGGAGAAUUGGAAAAGGGGCGACUGGCAUGGCGGGAAAUUGCCUGAAUGGAUGACUGACGGACCCUCUAGUCAGACCGACGUCAUUGAACUCAAAGGAUUUGGGAAAGAAAUUGAAGAUGAAAGAAACGCAAUGCGGAAAGAGUCAAAAGGUGAAAAGAAGGCCGAAAGAACGCGAAAAACUAGCAAGGGAAGCAGUCGAUCCUCAACACCCAGCCAAGUUAAAGACAAGAGGCAGAAGUUGCCUGAAAAUGGUGAUGGAUACGAGGCAAAGCCAAAAGGAGCUGACCGAAAUGGCGGCCAGCGCCUUACACCGACUGAUAAAGGGUUCAAUGAUGACGAUGCAUAUUUUGAUGUGAUGGAUUAUCUGCCCCCACAUCUGUUCACUGACGAUUUCGGGAAUGACAUCAGCAGUCAAAGCAAGUUCAGCCAAUGGUUUCAAGGCCAGGAGGGGACUGGGGCGAAUGGCAGUCGUCCUAGCAGCAUCCCAUUAGGCCUCGAAUCGAAGAUAAUGAGAGCGUUAAAACCAGAAAGUCCGAUGGCGCAGCUACAGCCAUACUUCACCCCGAUUCAGCCGGCUCCACCAACUCAUGCAUUUGAGAACCCUAUUCCGAUUUCUCCUUUGAUGGACCUGUUUCCCAAAAGGCCUAAGUCUCGCACUGAGAACGUUAAUGAAGUCAAAGGGCGAAUGAGCUUGAAGGACAUUGAGCCCGACCUGCCAAAACCGAUCGGACAAAAGCCGGACAAAACUGAGGGGCCAGAAGAGAGCAACAAAUUGGACCUGACUGCUUUUGACAAAUUGGUCUGUUCAAUGAAGGCGGCUGGGCAACUGCCGGACAAGCCUGCCCCCGUGGUCAGCGGCCUUCCGGAGCAUUUGCUCCCCAAGCCACCAAAACGAACUUCUCCGAGCUUUGAGAAGCUGAAAAGGGCAUUAAGCCGCUCGCCGUCACCCCUUGGCAUGGGCAGAAUGUCCCCGCUCUAUUUUGCUGGUAGACAGAUGUCCCCCCUCAUGCAACCUGUUGGAGAAAGAUUGCUGUCCCCCGACUUCUUUAAACAACCAGUGAAGCAAAGAUCGGUGUCCCCAGGGAGGUUUUUCAGCGAAUACCAAGACAAUGUUGCAAUGAAUAAGGACAAAUCUGGGCAUUACCAACGUUGGGCUCAGGACGAACAACGCAGACAUGCAAAUGAUCAACGAAGUGAAAGCUUCACCAAUGGUUUGCAAACACCAGACAGUUUUAGAACCCCCAAGCACGCAGGCAGUUCGAUUGUACCUGCUGCCUUCUUGCCGACUUCUGUCAUAAAAAAGAUGCAUUCAGAGAAGUCUGAAACGGGAGAACACACAGGCCUGUAUGCCGAAGAUGCGGUGUCAAAAUUUGACUUUGCUAAUCAAAGUUUACGGCAGUUGGAUCGUAAAUUAAACCAAGAGAGGGGACCAGAGGCCUUGCCACAUACCGACAUAAAGCCGUUUUCUAAAAAGGCUGCGCAAAAUCCGAUGCAAAAUCCCAUUGAGAGCGAUCAGCUGUACAGCGGUUUGCGGUCACAAAAUGCACGAGACUUCGAAAAGCCGUUAUUUUCAAAGCAUCAAUCCUCAAGCACUGAUGGCAACCCUCGGAAGAGCGGUGCUGCGCAGCAGGAGUCUCUUGGAAGGAAUAGUCUGGUGGACAGGAGUAUGCAGUCAACUGGGCAAUUGCAAAGAGACUUUAGUUCCUUAUCUGUAAAUUCAGCCCCGGGGUCAGAUGACCUCAUGGGGUCAGGGUCACUGUUCACCAAAUAUCAUGAUGAUGAUGUUGAGGGUGUCAAGAGAACUCCGUUUGAUUUCAACAAGGAUAAGCAAAGUGAGCAUGUUUCUCACCUUUCAUCAUCAAAUCGUAUACAAAUGGCGCCUGGGCCGAUUUCUGGAUCUUCUAAAGCAAUAGCCAAUGAAAACAGAAUGAAACAUUUGGAUAAUGGCUCAAGAACACAUGGGACUUCAAUGCCCCCAAAGCCACUGAUGAACCAGAAUCUUCUCCAAAAUGGCUCUCAAAGCAACUCAGUGAAUCAGGGCAACCUGCCUCGUGGCCCAGUUGCCCAGAAGCCUCAGCAGCCUCCAUUCUCACAGGCACAUCAAUUUCAACGCAACAGAAACCCAGCUCAAAGCAACCCGCGUCUUCCUCUGGCUAUGAACCCACCAGCCAAUAACUUGCCCUUCAACAGACCAAAUAUUCCCGCGGUUACAGCUGCCAUGGCCGCCCAGCUCGUGCAGCAGCAACUCCUGCAGCAAGCUGCACGUGCCCAUGUUUUACAAGCUGCGCAGGUCAUUCAACAACAGCAACAGCAACAGCAACAGCAGAAUCUGAUCAGAAUGCAAAUGCAGGCUGCGAUGGCUCAAGCCUAUGUCAGAGGACAAGCUGCAAAGGCGAUGAUGCACAAUUCGCGGGCUGUCGCGAAUAAUCUGCAGGCUGUUGCGCAGCAAAUUGGUUUGCUUGGCCCACAGUCUGCACAAACAGGCAAACCACUGCCUACCCCACUUGUCUCUCAGCAGCAACAACAGCAACAACAACUGCAGCGGGACGGGAAUGACCAAGGGCAAGGUAACUCAGAAAAGGAGCCGCAAAAACUGCAAGACAGUCCACUAUCGAAAUGGUUUAAUGUUGAUGAGAUCAAAAAGACACCCCCUGCACCAACCCAAGAUCCUGGCAGCAAGGCCAAAUUCAUUUCAGUUGAAGACCUCGAGCGAUCGCACAAUGAGAGCGCCUGAAACGGGUGAUUUGCCAGAUCUGUUUGCGUAGACUUGUGUUCGUCAUCCCUUGUGACCUGUCGCCAUUUAGGCCUUCUUAAAUCUUUUAGUUGUACCUUCGCGAGUAUAUUUGUCUUUUGCAUUUGUGUUUAGGGAACUGGGCCGUACUGCUUGUCUGACAAAACGACCUUCUAGUCAAGUUUUUAUACGCUCUUGUCAGUCUCUAUUCAGUGUUUAGUCAGUACUGAUCAGUAUCCAACCCUUGGAUUUUCCUUGAAUGCUCGUGUACAGAGUAAAACCAUGUGUCCUAUGUGUAAAUUGUCACGUUUGUGUGAAUGUGUGCGUACAUGCAGUUCCUGUAUAUUUGUAAACACUGUUUGUUCAUCUGCAUUAUGUUUUAUCUGUCAUCUAAAGUGAGUUUUCGCGCAUGUUUAUAUAUGGUUGUAGAGAUCACUUUUGUCGUUGUCAUCUUCAGCUUUUCUUCAUUUUCCCCAAAAAAUUUGGUUUUUUGCCAUAUAAUUAAUUGCAACGUAUAUUCAUACAAAUGAUUUUCUUUCGGUUUUUCGUUUUAUUAAUUUCUCUUUUUAAAUUAUUCUGUGAUUUGUUUUUCAUUUCAUUGUCAUUUAAUUUUCUAAAUAGAUUUUAUUCAUCUUGUAAUUCCUUUUCCCUGCCGUUCACCGCUAAUUUAAUUAUUCCUUUUUUCAUUUUUUUCACUUCAUUUUUCUCUGUUCUUGAAAUCCUGUCGUAUUUGUCCGUCUUGCUUACUGUAUGUAGUAGCAAAUGAGGUUCUUUUGCUAAAUGUAAAAUGAAUGUUGUAAAGUUAUGUCUCUGUCUGUUUGUGGCAGUGAAAAGCUGCAAGUGCAAAUGUUCUUCAAUGUUUUGUUGCCUGUUUAAAAACGACCCUAGCGUGCUGUAACCUUUAUUUUGUUUUUCGUCCACAGUAAAUGAAGUAUCUUGUCGUAUCUGUUUGUCUGAGAAUUUCAUCGUGUGGAGUAUUUGUAGAGUUCUUGUCUGCCAGUAUCCUAAGCACGUUAUAGAUUUCUCAGUUCACAUUUCGUUACAAAAUUUAUGUUUAUUGUACAUUUGGAGCUCUGUGUAUUGUCUUACCGUCUGUUUGCGUAAAUUUGAAAGAUAAUUUGAUAUUGCGAAUGGAUGAGAAACCAUUCGCUAACUUUGUAACUCAUCCUUGUUGAUUUUUAGAGUUAUGUAACUUGGUUAUGUAGCUAAUUUUGUGACUUGGUUUCAAAGGGCUCGAUCCUUCGGCUUGACGCCAUUUUGGCUUGAUGACCAUAUUUGAUAUUUUAUCACACUUGAUAGCUUGAAAGCGUCUGCAGAGGCAAUGUCUUGCUUCGAUUUACACUUACUUACCAAUAAUGCGAUCUAUUUCCCAUUCUCUUCUGUUGUUUUCAUAAUCGUUUUGAAGUUUAUUGUCUCUGUUUGUUAACAAAAAAACUUCGACUGUUUUUUGUAACUAAACCGUUGCCCUUUUAACAGAAAAUUUGGUUUGAAUCCGUCAUCAUUGUGUUGAUGCCGUAACCAGUUUAUUUGUACCUCGAUCAUGAUAAAAUAUUGAA